CAUGCGCGCCGGGCGGCGGCGGGGCCGGGGCCAUGGCGGAGGGGCUGCGGGCCUUCCGCCUGCGCGGCUGCGGCAGCCCGCAGAAGUUCGGUGUGGCGGCCGGGAGCCUGCGCGGGCUGCUGCGGAAGGGCUGCCGGCUGCUGCAGGUUCCCUUGGCAGGCAGCCGGCUCUGCCUCUGCGAGGACGGGACGGAGCUGAGCGAGAGCUACUUCCACACGCUGCCGCCGCAGACGGAGCUGGUGCUGCUGGGGCCCGGGGAGACGUGGCAGGGCUGUGCCAGCGACAUCGAGCGGUUCCUGGCUGCUUCCUGCACCCAGAGCCGUGCGGUAGUGGAGGCGGCGCAGAAGCUGCUGUCCGACGAGCGGGCGCCCAGGAGGCAGAAGCUGCUGGCGGAUCUCAUCCACAACCUGAGCGAAAACAUCCUGGCCGAGGACAAGGAGGACGACAAGAAGUGGUUCGAAGGUCUAGAGUCUCGUUUUAAGAACAAAUCAAGCUAUAUGCGAUACAGUUGCGAAAGCAGAAUACGAAGCUACAUGAAAGAGGUUAGUAGUUUUAUUUCAAAUGUUCAUCCUACAGCAAGAGAUGCAUAUAAAAGCAUAAUUGACCUGAUGUCAGACAAACUGAAAUCUGUGAAAUACAACGGAUGCUACUUUGACAGAAGAGAGGAGGAAGCAGUCCGCCUGUGCACUAUGGAGGGAUGGUUCUCUUGUCAGGGGCCUUUUGACAGAGAUGACUGCCCAUGUAAGCAUUCAAUCAACCCCUACAGUAACAGGGAAAGCAGAAUCCUCUUCAGUACCUGGAAUCUGGAUCACAUAAUAGAGAAGAAACGUGCUGUUGUCCCAGAACUGGCAGAAGCUGUCAAAACACGAGAUGGAAGAGAAGUGAACUGGGAAUAUUUCUAUCAGCUGCUGUUUACAGUGGAUAAUUUAAAACUUGUACAUAUUGCUUGCCAUAAGAAAACCAAUCAUAAUCUCAGUUGUGACAAAACUAAAAUUUACAGAAAAAGGAAGCAAAACCACAAGAUUUCGUAGUGCUAUCUCUGGAACUGACUUCUGCUUUUUUCAAAAUCAUGUCAUGUGGUAUCACUUUUAAAUAGCUCUAGUUUCUUAAACAAGAACUUACGUAAGUCUCUGGCAAAAGAGACUUGCCAAGUAAUUCAACUGCAGUCUUAAAAGCAUACGUUCAUAAUUCUACUCUCACUUACUGCAAGCCUUCCUUAGAUCACACUGUGUUAAGUGCAGUAAAACAGAUGUGUGUCAGGGUAUAAAAAUGAGGUCAGAGGCUGGCACUGAUUAUGCCCUACGAUCUCCUUCUUGCUGUGACAAACAUAGGCCCAAAACUCACAGUACAUGGAAACGAAACUUGGACAAAACAUUUCUUAAGAACUGAAGAAGGGGUCUUGUAGUAUUUCUCUGACCAUUAAGCCAAACAAAGAAUAUGUUAGGAUAAUUCUGUUGCUCUGUGCCUUUUCCAAGCAGACAACCACUGUAUUUCAGGUAUGCCAAGGGGCAAUUCAGUGACUGAGCGGCUGGCUCCUCUGUACCUAAACACCUGUGCUCAUCCACAACCACUCUAUUUACUGGUGCUUUAGCUGUGCAUCUCCUAGAGGGAAGAGCAAGGCCCUUUCUGUCUUUGCUUUUACCACUUUUGUUCUUUGUCAUCUUUCCAAUUCAUUUCCCUCUCCUUUCAAACGUUUUCUGCAUCUUUAGCUUGGAGUUUGCCUGAAGCAAUACAAGCAAUGUUACUGUAAUAAUAAUAAUCAUGUUUACCUGCUGCUUUAGAGAAUACUGCUUUUGUAAGACACUUCCUACCUCCGGUAACAAAAUACAAAUAGAUCAAUUUUUACUUGAUUUUUUAGUUUGUUUUUAAAUAGCAGCUGAUAGCAACUGAACUCUUAAGGACUGGCAGUGUAAAUGAUGUGAAUUUUUAAAAAAUAAAUAUAAUCGCCACUA
Messenger RNA from Falco peregrinus (peregrine falcon), 1952 nucleotides. It is a transcript of the gene DFFB, whose product is annotated as DNA fragmentation factor subunit beta. The record is from RefSeq and is a predicted model, not a curated record. Gene Ontology annotation, biological process: apoptotic process; apoptotic DNA fragmentation. Gene Ontology annotation, molecular function: DNA endonuclease activity. Bases 33 to 1031 code for a protein of 332 amino acids. Lineage: Eukaryota; Metazoa; Chordata; Aves; Falconiformes; Falconidae. Gene Ontology annotation, cellular component: nucleus; cytoplasm. The transcript is spliced from 7 exons.